Messenger RNA from Cuculus canorus (common cuckoo), 1600 nucleotides. It is a transcript of the gene EPHX4, whose product is annotated as epoxide hydrolase 4. The record is from RefSeq and is a predicted model, not a curated record. NCBI's taxonomy places the organism in Eukaryota, Metazoa, Chordata, Aves, Cuculiformes, Cuculidae. The transcript is spliced from 7 exons. The coding region runs from base 33 to 1112 and encodes 359 amino acids. Gene Ontology annotation, molecular function: hydrolase activity.
GUGCCGGUGCGGCGCGGGCGGGGCGGGCGGCGAUGCCGGCGGCUCGGCGGGCGCUGCGGGCGGCGCGGGCGCUGCUGUUCUGGGCGCUGGUGUACGGGUACUGCGCGCUCUGCGCCGCGCUGGCCGCGCUGCGCCUGCUCGGCAGCCUCGGCCGCGGCCCCGCGCGCGCCCUGCGCCGCCCCGCGCGGGACAGCGCACCCGCCUGCCUGCACGACCCCUCGCUGGGCACCCACUGCUACGUGCGCCUCAAGGAUUCAGGGUUGAGAUUCCACUAUGUGGCUGCUGGAGAAAGGGGCAAACCACUCAUGCUGCUGCUUCAUGGCUUCCCAGAAUUCUGGUAUUCCUGGCGCCAUCAGCUGCGGGAAUUUAAAAGUGAAUAUCGAGUGGUGGCCCUGGAUUUGAGAGGUUAUGGAGAAACAGAUGCUCCUUCUCACAAAGAAAACUACAAGUUAGAUUGCCUGAUCACAGAUAUAAAGGACAUCUUGGAAUCUCUAGGAUACAACAAGUGCGUGCUGGUUGGCCAUGACUGGGGAGGAAUGAUCGCCUGGUUAGUGGCUAUAUGUUUCCCUGAAAUGGUGACGAAGCUGAUCGUGGUUAACUUCCCUCAUCCUUCAGUGUUCACAGAAUACAUUCUACGACAUCCAUCACAAUUGAUUAAAUCUGGUUACUACUUCUUUUUCCAAAUGCCAUGGUUUCCUGAGUUCAUGUUUACAGUAAAUGAUUUCAAGGUUCUGAAAAGUUUAUUUACCAGCCAGGCCACUGGAAUUGGUAGGAAAGGCUGCAGGUUAACAGCAGAGGAUAUUGAAGCCUAUCUCUAUGUCUUUUCACAACCUGGAGCACUCACUGGACCCAUUAACCAUUACAGAAAUAUUUUCAGCUGCCUGCCUCUGCAGCACCAUGAAGUCACCAUGCCAACCCUGCUGUUGUGGGGCGAAAGAGAUGCGUUUAUGGAGGUUGAGAUGGCAGAAAUGACCCGGAUUUAUGUUAAAAAUCAUUUCCGAUUAACUAUUCUGUCUGAAGCCAGUCACUGGCUGCAGCAGGAUCAGCCUGACAUCGUGAACAAGUUGAUAUGGACCUUUCUAAAGGAAGAGCCAACAAGAAAAAGAGAGUGACUGUAUGUGUUUUAAGAGGUCUACGUAAAAGCUCUUCAGAUUUAAAAACUAUUAUCAGGGCCACGUUUCCAGCCUGCCUUCUGUUUUGAGCUCUUUUAGAGAAAGGUGUUUUCAAAUGUACUGUACGUUCGGACACUGAUGUUACUGCUAAAAGAAGAAGUGAGUGCAAGAAUAUAUGAUAUCAACAUUGUUUUUACCUGUAUACUUGUAUUUUGCACAUAAAAACACCUGCCUUAAGAUAAACAUGUAUUUGUACAGAAAGAAAAUCGUCAAAAAGUUGCUUGGUUUUGUUUUCUCCCUUGCUUUACAGUUCUAAUGUGUGGUGCCUUUUACAAAUUUAUAAUGAGGCAUUUAAGCGGUGCCAUGCUGAAGAAAGUCCUGAGUUUUCAUUGUAGAUUCACCUGAAUUUUUUUAAUGUAUUUUACCAUUAAACAGUAACUUAACUCUUCUUAUUUUCUAUAUUUUAGCAUACUGAAUGACUGAAAAAU